GUUUUAUUCACAUAUACGGAUCCUUGUGAUUGUCUAACUCAAGUUUGGUUAGUUUAUUUGAUUAGAAUGCCUGCUUAUAUUUAUACCUUUGCCUCCCCUUUGUUUCAUCUGUCUAUAAUGAUUGAGCGUGUUUUGGCUACAGUUUAUGUCAAAAUUUAUGAAAAACAAGGAAAAAAGAUUGGAAUUAUUAGCACAAUUAUUGUGUGGUUAUUAACAUCAAUUUUUGUCAUUUAUAUGUACAUAAGUUCAAUUAUUGAUGUUGAAACAUUUGGCCAUCCAAUGGUUUAUUAUGUACUUACAAGCAUUUACAAUGCUCAAAUACUUGUUGAUAUCCAUCUUUUCUACUUAAUUUUGGUUAUAAUUAUAGCUAUAACAGAUUAUUAUUUAAUUAAACAAAAUAAAACAAUUAAAUCAAAUUUUUCAAUAGCAUUUUAUAAUCUUAGUCAAAGUUAUCAAGCUAAACAAAAUAUUCUUGUAAUGAGAAUAAUUUUCCCUCUCGAUUUUUCCUAUACUUUUGCUUUCACAAUUUACAAUAUUCUGUCGAGUAUAAUUCGAGCUAAACGUGAAGAAUAUGGUCAGCUUGUUUAUGUUAGAGCUUUUGAUAUUAUUAUUUUGCUACUUUUUAUUCAUGCAAUCAUAACUUUGAUUGUUUACGAUUAUUUUUUGAAGAAACAAAGUGAAAUCAACAAAUAUUUUAUUAAAAAGAACAUGAACUUGAGUUCAGAUAUUUAUUUUAAAAAAUUAAAUCAUGCUUGGAAUUAA
Messenger RNA from Meloidogyne enterolobii, 762 nucleotides. NCBI's taxonomy places the organism in Eukaryota, Metazoa, Nematoda, Chromadorea, Rhabditida, Meloidogynidae. The record is from the annotation of a GenBank genome assembly.